Molecule: messenger RNA, 3631 nt
Organism: Coregonus clupeaformis (lake whitefish)
Lineage: Eukaryota; Metazoa; Chordata; Actinopteri; Salmoniformes; Salmonidae
Gene: slc30a1a
Product: solute carrier family 30 member 1a
Exons: 2
Coding region: 336-1853 (505 amino acids)
Biological process (GO): intracellular zinc ion homeostasis; zinc ion transmembrane transport; detoxification of zinc ion
Cellular component (GO): membrane; Golgi apparatus; endoplasmic reticulum
Molecular function (GO): zinc ion transmembrane transporter activity; calcium channel inhibitor activity
Source: RefSeq, a predicted model, not a curated record
CUCGGGUGCAAAGUUUCAGCCGUCUGCAAAUCGAAGUCUACGGUCAACGUUUCUGGAAUAUGCUCUUUUAAUUUUCCCAAUUGACUGCUUUUUAGGGACCAUCAUCGGUCUUAGCUGUAUCUGGAAUUGGACUCGGUUGUAAUCGUACGAUAAUGACGAAUUGUUAGCGAGCGUAUAAAUAUUUACAAGACGUGGUGGAAUCCCAUCAUAUGCCUAUCGAUUGGCUCGCAUGUUGUAGCUAACGUUACAGCUAGUAUACCAUCACCGUACGUGCAUAUCGUAAGCUAGCUAGCUAGUUAACGCUAUCUAAAUAAACAAGUGAUCAGCGGAGAGAAAUGGCUUGUGAGCCUAAUCGUGUGCGGCUAAUAUGUAUGCUUUCAUUGACUUUUGGCUUUUUUAUCGUGGAGGUUGUCGUCAGUCGGAUCACUGCAUCUUUAGCAAUGCUUUCGGACUCCUUUCAUAUGCUAUCGGAUGUCAUAGCGCUGUUUGUGGCUUUGGUGGCUGUGCGCUUCGCUCAGAAAACACAAUCGACAAAUAAAAACACCUUCGGAUGGAUCCGGGCUGAGGUGAUGGGGGCUCUGGUCAACGCAGUGUUCCUCACAGCUCUCUGUUUCACCAUCAUCUUGGAGGCCGUCGAGCGAUUCACCAACCCACAUGAAAUCGAGAAACCCCAUGUAGUCAUCGGUGUGGGGGCUGCCGGGCUACUGGUCAACCUCCUCGGGCUGUGCUUGUUCCGUGGACACGCAGGUGGUGGACACGGGCACUCCCACGGAGGAGGAGGCCAUUCUCAUGGAAAUAAGAAAAACAAGAGGGGUAAACUAUGCAAGUCAGAAAGACCGAAUGGAUCAUCAGGGGAGGAGACCAACAACCUGGUAGGAAGCCACAACAGCCCCCCUAAUGGCGUGAACACCGAGAGACGUAGACAUGAGAUCAUUUGUAACGACAGUGAGAUGCAGAUGAACGGCAGCGCUCCCUACGAGGAGCUGGACUACAGCCACGACGAGGCCUCGCUCAACAUGCGCGGUGUCUUCCUGCAUGUGCUGGGCGACGCCCUGGGCUCAGUCAUCGUGGUGGUCAACGCCCUCAUCUUCACCUUCGUAUGGCGGCCGUGCCCGCCUGGCGAGACCUGCUUCAACCCCUGCAUCGACAGCCACUCCACCGACCUGAGCGAUAACGGCAACAGUUCUAGCUUUCAGCGGACCAUGGUGGGGCCGUGCUGGGUGCUCUACCUGGACCCCACGCUGUGCGUCAUCAUGGUGGGUAUCCUGCUCUACACCACCUACCCGCUGCUCAAAGAGUCUGCGCUGAUCCUCCUGCAGACGGUGCCCAAGCAGAUCGACAUGCACCGCCUCAAUGAGCGGCUGCUUUUGCUGGAUGGCGUGCUGGCCAUCCACGAACUGCACAUCUGGCAGCUGGCGGGCUCGCGCAUCAUCGCCACGGCGCACAUAAAGUGUCACGACCCCACGUCCUACAUGGACGUGGCCAAGCGCAUCAAGGACUUCUUCCAUGACGAGGGCAUCCACGCCACCACCAUCCAGCCCGAGUUCGUUACCAUCAACUCCGAGUCAAGCGCCUCCCUCUGCGAGCUCUCCUGCCGGACGCAGUGCGCACCCAAGCUGUGUUGUGGCGCUGCUGACAAGCCGGGCGUGGCUGGUGCUGGUCCGGUGGGCGCAGAGAUGAUCCUGAGCGGCGAGGGGAACGCGCUGGCGGCCUCGGCCAUGGAGGUAAUCAGCGAGACCCCAGAGGGCGCAGACGGAGCUGUAGUCCUGGAGCAGGCGGCCGCUGCAGUUGUCCAGGUGGUCCCUCAGCCAGAGCCCGAGGUCAUCACCCGAGAGGUGGAGUCUUCUCUGUGAGAGAGACCAGACUAGAGACGGUCAGAGGCGGAGGGAUAGAAUCACCAAUAAUGUGGACAGAAGUGUUUUAAAAGUGUGGGCCAAAAUUGACGGUGGGUUAUCGUUUCUACAGUGCUCUCUGUUUCUGGAGACGGGUUGAAAAAUGGCUCCACCGCUGCGCUCUGGUUCGAAGACACCCUCUGUUCUGAGCCCCUAACCCUCCCACUGCCUACCCCCUUCUACGGUCUACACCUCGCUACCUUUACCUCCUCACAUCUGACCCCUCACCCCUGAUCUACUCUCUGAGCGUCAGAGAGAGCAGCACAGUGAUGAUGCGUGACUUCACCUCUCACCCAGGCUGGGGGCUCGGCCUGGUCUGGCCUGCUGCAUAUGUGCCCUACCCCUCGUUAGCACCAUGUUGUGAUGUGUGACAUCCCCUCCCUCCAUGGUGUCUCUGUGCCAAAGCUUUUCAAUGCAGGACAGAAGGGACAAGGGGAGACUCCAACAAGGACAAAGAGCAAAUACGACAUAUGCAAGGCAAGCACACCUUUCUACUCCGCAGGUUUUUUUGUCGAUCUCUGGACCUUUCAUUGAUGUAUUAUUACGUUUUUUUGGAUAGGCUUUGAACAUCUCUAUUUUCUUAGCCUCGGGCACCCAAUGGAAAAUGAUUAAAUUACAACAACAAAAAUAUUUAUAUAUUUAAGUUUAGUAAUGAUCUAUUAUUUCUCUCUUUAAAUGCUUUUAUAAUAUUUACUUUGGAUGAUGGAUUACAUUUUUUGCAAUUGUUCUGUCACUUGAAUAUUUGACAAACCAUCUAUGCUGUAGACUUGUUUUUGAAAUUGUGCAUUUUACUUUUAAUGAUUUAUUUCUCAGACUUUUUUCUGGCCUGACUCUGUUUUAAUGGCUGUUGUUAGUUGAAUGCAGAUGCUGUGUAAAAACCCUCACACCUCACCUUUAUUUCAAACUGAUUUGAAAUGGCACUGAGUACAGUUCAAGUAAGUACUGUAGGUUAGCCUAUCUUGUAUUGGCAAACUCCGACAAACAUUCAUUCAACAACAACAAAUCGGCCUUGCAAGCCAGGGGGUCUAUCACUGAAAUAAAAUGUGUACUACAAAAUGUCGACAACAAUAUUGUUUUAAAUCUAUGCUGGAGGGCAUUCAGAUGGGUUGUUGAAAUUCAUACUACUAUUCCUCAUAAAGUGUUGAGGAAGAGACCUAGUCAAAAUCCAUGCUGAACGUUUUUAGUUUCCAGAGUCCUCCUGCUGCAACUUUGCAUGACCAAAAUGAAGUGUGUUAUUUGAAUCACAGAGCUGCAAAACAGUAGCCUACUUCCUUGUUUUCUCAGAUAGCGAGAAUAACUUUAUUGAAAUGUCACUUAGGCCUAAGCUUUUCCUUCCUUUGUAGUGAAUGGGUUUGUUAGGCUUCAUGUGCCGAUUUACAGUAAUCUUAGUGGCCUUUUUAAUGCAAGGAAAUCUGAUCAUUCCUCAUCCAGCAUCAUUUAUUAUGAUCAACAUCACAAAGAUAUCAUUUAUAUGAUGAUUCAAGGAUGCAUUUCAGAUUUCCACUCUAAGUAAAUGUGUAUGCAGUAUAGAAGCAUUGUAUUGGGAAAUGUAUUUUGACACGUUCCUUUUGUUUUGAAAAUGUCUGGUUACUAUUAUUCUGUGUCUUUGAGCCUCGAGCUCUAUGUGCAAAUUGAGUUGUUGUUUUUUGGAUUUUAGAUAUAUGAUGUGUAUUUGAUAUAUUACAGUACCUGUUGAAAUGUGUCAUUGUGAAAAUUAAACAUGCCUGUUUGGUACAGUU